ACGGGGAGCAAAGGGUUAUCAAAGUUGUACGCCCUGCUAGACGAGUGUUUAAAAUAGUAAACUUCUUCACAGGUGAAUUAACCAAUCAGAGAAUAAAACACCUUGCUCUCAUCCAAUCACAGCCAACUUCCUGCAAUACGGACGUUGUUCCAAAGAUGGCUGCUGCAGUAACAGUGAAGGAGAAAAGUCCAUUAGUGUUUGAGAGAACAAAAUAACUUUGGAAGGAUAUCAACAGCUGCUCAAAAGACACAUAAGACUCCUGGUGUUCAUUCUCACUUCAACCGUCGGUGUCAAAAACCAGAGCCCAUCUCCUGGUGGUGGCAACCUGCUGAUCUCUGCAGGUGUUGCUGCGCUUUGCUGUCACUCUGGCAGUGGACGGUUUCCAGGUGGGAACUCCCAGCAGCACCACCCUGGCUCCGCCUGCUUUUCCUCGUCUCUGCGUAUGAGUGACCUGAAGGCGUCGGGAAGAAACGGCCCCGCUGUGGGCUCCCCACAUCUGGACGCGCUGCGGUGGCACUGAAGGCCUCUUGCCAAGUGUCUAUGACAGCUUGAGAAGAAGAGCAUGUGGAGUGGUCGGGGUUGCCAUGGCGACGCAGGACAAGAAGCAGGAGGCAGAUGGUGUGACUCGUGGCCUUUCCACCAGCCAGGCUCUGGUGAAGCUCCGGGACCAGCUGAGCAGCCUGCUGGAGCAGCACCAGAGAGCCACACGGAGACGGGUUUCUUGGCUGGAACAAUGGCAAAAUAGCUUCAUAUACCAUGGCAACCGGCAGUCCUGUCUCCACUGGCCAGGCGGGGCUCUGACUCUUCUGGUGGUGGUGGGACUCCUCUGCUGCCAUGGCAGCCAGCCGAAGGGCAGCUCUGGUAUAGAGAUGGUGAAUUCUGCAGCCCUGCUCAUUCUCUUCGUGUUUAACCUGCUUCUGGUUGGACGCCAGGAGAGGCUCAACAAAACAGAGAUGGUGCGGCGCCUCAAACGCAUCAUCACACAGCUCAAUGAUUACCUGUCAGGGUGUGUGGCUGAAAUUCAGUGGCCUUCUUCUCUUUACCCUGACCUCUACACGCCCUCGUCUCCAUCAUGGUCACUUCACUGGACCUACCGGGACUCCCAGCUGGUUAACCUCCCCAUCAGUCUGCUGGUGGAAGGAGACAUCAUUGCUCUCCGACCUGGCCAGCAGGCGUUUGCAUCUCUCAGGGGGGUCAAGGAUGAUGAGCACAUAGUGUUGGAACCAGGAGAUUUAUUCCCACCGUUAUCGCCUCCCCCUUCGCCUCGGACUGAGAAGAGAGGCCCCCAGAGCCCCCAGCAACACCGCCUCUUCAGAGUGGUUCGGACUCCAGUGCUGGAGCCGGUCAGGAACGCUUUGGAGCUGGCCCUAUCCCGGCCAAUCACAGUGCUGGAUAAUGAGAGGUUUACUGUUCAGUCCAUCAUCACGAAGCUCGUCUGUCCUGUUGUGCUGGUGGCGUUCCUGGUGGUGAACACAAUUCGCUUUUUCUGGCAGGCCCCCAGCAUCACUCCUCCCUGCUACAACUUCCUUCAGCUCCAGCUCAUGGCUGUGCUACCCAUCCUGCCCCUGCUCUUCCCUGUCAUGUGGGUCCUGGUGAAUGCCUUUGGAGAGGCCAGAGUCCUGUCCGAGUUCAGUCGCGCAUCUCCAGCUGGCUUGCUUGCUAAGUUCUCUGAGGACACUCUAAGCAGCUACACCGAAGCAGUUUCCUCGCAGGAUUUGCUGCGCUGUGUCUGGAGACACAUGGUUGGCGUGUUGAAGGGAGAAUCUGAGACUCUGUGCUACACUUCCAGCUUGCUGCACACUCUGGGCUCCGUCACUGUGCUGUGCUGCGUGGACAAGCAGGGCAUCCUGUCAUGGCCAAACCCGAGUCCAGAGACGGUUCUGUUCUUCAGUGGGAGAGUGGAACCGCCUCACAACAGCCAGGACGACCUCCGAGACGACCUGUCGGAAAACUCCUACUGCCGGAUGGAGAAUGAAGAUGACCGGGAUGAGGCUCAGGAAGCAGAGACUCUGCUCUGUCCCCCGGAGGAGCCCGCCGUCCACCUGGGGGACGCACCCGAGCCCAGUGAGACGUCACAUGACGACGCUCGCCCGUCUGAGACGGUCAGACUCCGACGACCUGUUCAGCCCACAACACAUUCCCGGACCAAACAUCACUCUGGAUCCAACGUCAGCUUCAGCCACGACACCGAGGGAGGCGAGGAGGAGCAGGAUUUUGCUCUGGGCUGCCCAGAAGCCGAGGCAGAGGACUUUGUGUGUGACUACCACCUGGAGAUGCUGAGCUUAUCACAAGACCAGCAGAACCCGACCAGUAUCCAGUUUGACGAUCUCUCCUGGCAGUGUCACCUGCCCUCUCUGAAGCCACUGGGCCUCAACAUCAUGCUGAACCUGUGCAACGCUGGGGUCACCCAGCAGCUGUGCCGCUUCUCAGACCAUCUGUCCAACCUGGCCCUGCAGGAGAGCCACGGCUCCGUGCUGCCCGUCUACGUUCCCUGGGGCCUCUGUGAGCUCUCCAGGCUGAUAGGCUUCACUCCUGGAGCCAGAGAGCUGUUCAAACAGGAGAACCACCUGACCCUCUACCAGCUGCCAUCCAGAGAGAAGACCAAGGAGUUCACCUCCCGCCGCCUCCCAUCCUUCACCAAGCGCCAGCCCCCCAUCUCCCACCUCAUGUCCCUGUGUGUGCGAGACUCCUCUUCCAACAGCGUCCAGAUGCUGUCGCAUGGUUCGGCUGACCUGAUCCUAGAGGCCUGCACUGACUUCUGGGAUGGAACUGAUAUCUACCCCCUUUCAGGCUCAGACAGGAAAAAGGUUCUGGACUUCUACCAGCGUGCCUGCCUGUCAGGCUACUGCUCUGCCUUUUCCUACAAACCCAUGCAGGUGUCUCUGUCCGGCCAGCUGAACGGGAAGUGUGUGGAGCUGGCCUCUGGUCCCUGCCUGUUCUCCGGCGUUGAGCUGCCCUCCACCACGCCCAUCAAACACAACUUGUGCAGGAACAGCUGGAGCUCAGAUGAGGGGAUCGGAGAGGGAGCGGAGCGGGAGGACUGUGUCCAGGCGCUGAGUGGACAGAUCUUCAUGGGGAUGGUGUCAUCUCAGUUCCAGGCCAAGCUGGACACGGUCCGUCUCAUCGACGCUCUGGUCACUGCUUGUAUCCGCUUUGUGUAUUUUUCCAUGGAGGAUGAGCUGCGCAGCAAGGUGUUUGCAGAGAAGAUGGGUUUAGAGACAGGCUGGAACUGUCACAUAUCUCUGACUCCAAACGGAGACGGCCCCUGUGAGGGGGCUCCGUCCAGCCCGGGACACGGCUCCCUGCACGAAGACCUCCACCAGGACUCCCGGGACGAGGCGGAGGGUCCGCUGCUGCAGGAAGAGGAGGCCCAGUCCGACCUGGCCAGCUUCCAUCCCACAGACAGCGACGUGCCAAGCUUCCUGGAGGAUUGUAACAGAGCCAAGCUGCCUCGGGGGAUCCACCAGGUCCGUCCUCAUCUCAAGAACAUCGACAAUGUGCCUCUUUUAGUGCCGCUCUUCACCGACUGCACCCCCGACACCAUGUGUGAGAUGAUGAAGAUCAUGCAGGAGAACAGGGAGGUGACCUGCUGUCUGGGAAGCUCCGCCAACUUCCGCAACAGCCGCCUCUUUCUGCAAAGCAAUCUCAGCAUUGGGCUGGACCCUCUGUAUCCGUCUCAGUGCUCCUGGGAGACCUUUGGCUACGCCACAGGAGGAGGCUUCAGCGGAGAGGCUGAAGGACUCUCUCCUCUCAGACUGUCGGGACAGCUGAACAGCCUGGGCUGCUCCGUCUCCUUCCACCAGGGAAACAGCGUUAGCUUGAUUAAACUCAUAGAGCAGGCACGACACACAACGUCUGGUAUCCGCAAGUGCUUUCUCUUCCUGCUGCAGUGCCAGCUCAGUCUGGUCAUUCUUCAGUUCUUGGCCUGCCUCGCUCAGCUUCCUCCUCCCAUGAACACCACUGACAUCCUCUGGAUGUCCUGCUUCAGCUGCCCUUUACUCAGUGUGUCACUGUUGGGAAAGCCGCCGGACAAUUUGGUUAUGACAGUUGCCACAGGGAAGAACCUGGAUUCAAUCCCAAAGAAGACUCAGAACUACUUCCUGGGCUGUUUCUUGUUGAAGUUCGGCCUCUCGGUGUGUGUGUACCUGCUGGUGUUCGGCUUCACCCUACAGACUGUGUGUCCUGUUGGCACCAACCUCACUCUGAGUAACAACUCCAUAACAUGCAGCUCCAUAUUCACAGCCAGCUCAUCAGAAGAGACUCUGGAGUGGUUUGGUGAUCUGUCCAACGGCCUGCUGCUGACCCAAAAGCUCAUGGCUGGUUUUCUAGUGCUACACACAGUGGUGAUCUCCCUCAGCUACGUCCACCGCUCCCAGCCUCUGUGGAGGAAGACUCCCUUCAACAACACCUGGUGGUGCCUCACUGUGCCAGUGGUACUGCUGGGCCAGGGCGUUCAGGCCACGGUGGACUACCAGCUGUGGCGGGACCAGAGCAGCCCUCUGACCUUCAGCCUGGCCAAAAUUCCCCUGGAGGUGUGGCUGCUGGCCUCCCUGUCCCCGCUGCUGGUGGUGCUGGUCAACGAAGUGGUGAAGCUGCAUGAGAUACGGGAACGGGUUCGGUACCAGAAGAGACAGAAGCUGCAGUUUGAAACAAAACUUGGGAUGAACUCUCCUUUCUAAAGCCCCUCUCCCUCCUCCACUCCUCCCCGCCGUAUCAGAGGACAAUGAUGUUCUGGCAGCUCUGGGCGCCGGCUGGUUCCCUCCAGAAACCAGCAGCAGCCUUUCUGCUCCCCCUGCAGGGAGGAGCAGGUGUCAUGGAGGACGGUGACGCUGGUUGACCUGCUGCUGCAGCUGCCAGAGCCGGGACUGGAGCUGGGGUCAGGGCCGGAGCCGGGGCCGGAGCUGGGGUUGGAGCCGGAGCCGGGGACGGGGACGGAGCUGGGGGCAGAGCUGGGGGUGGA
Molecule: messenger RNA, 4960 nt
Organism: Poeciliopsis prolifica (blackstripe livebearer)
Lineage: Eukaryota; Metazoa; Chordata; Actinopteri; Cyprinodontiformes; Poeciliidae
Gene: tmem94
Product: transmembrane protein 94
Exons: 32
Coding region: 585-4679 (1364 amino acids)
Source: RefSeq, a predicted model, not a curated record